AUGUUAAACCUGAAGGAACAAAGGGCAGCAAAUUAUUGUUCAAGUAAGUUUGCAGCAAUUGGUUUUGCGGAGUCUGUUGCACUAGAAUUACUAGCAUCCGGGAAAAACGGUAUAAAGACUACUAUCGUUUGCCCGUACUUCAUAAACACGGGAAUGUUUGAUGGCUAUUAUUGUUCAAGUAAGUUCGCAGCAAUUGGUUUUGCGGAGUCUGUUGCACUAGAAUUACUAGCAUCCGGGAAAAACGGUAUAAAGACUACUAUCGUUUGCCCGUACUUCAUAAACACGGGAAUGUUUGAUGGCUGUAAAACUAAGUGGGCACACCUCCUUCCUAUUUUGGAUCAGAAUUAUACUGCCAAAAAAAUUACGGAUGCCAUUUUACGGGAUCAAGUACUACUUGUGAUGCCACGAAGUCUAUACUUUAUGUUUGCAAUUAAGAAUUUGCUUCCUCUGAAACUUGGAAUUCUACUUGGGCACUACUUUGGUGUUUUCGACGUUAUGGAUAACUUCAAAGGUCGAGUUAAAAAGGAUUGACUUGAUCUGCAGGAUCAAUAAAGUGAAAGUUGUGGAA
Rhincodon typus (whale shark) is the source of this 568-nucleotide messenger RNA. RefSeq names its product epidermal retinol dehydrogenase 2-like. Gene Ontology annotation, cellular component: lipid droplet. The record is from RefSeq and is a predicted model, not a curated record. The transcript has 5 exons. Bases 1 to 531 code for a protein of 176 amino acids. NCBI's taxonomy places the organism in Eukaryota, Metazoa, Chordata, Chondrichthyes, Orectolobiformes, Rhincodontidae. Gene Ontology annotation, molecular function: oxidoreductase activity, acting on the CH-OH group of donors, NAD or NADP as acceptor.